AUGGAUCCCGAAUAUCUGCCUGGUGCCAAUCAUGAAGCCUUCACUGAAUGGGCUCUAUCCCAAGGUGUAAUGACCGAUGCAGUCACUCCGGCGCGUUUUCCAGGACGCGGCCUAGGAAUGAUGGCGACGCGCAAAAUCAACAAAGGUGAAGCUGUUGUACAAGUACCUACAAAUGUGAUAUUCACAGUGGACCAAGUUCCUGAGCCAUUCAGGUCCCAAUUCCCCGAAGGCACAGCCGUGCAAUCAAUCAUGGCUGCAUUCUUGACCCACGGCAGCGAAGAAGAACUUGAAAAGUAUCAGCUGUGGUUUAAAGCCUGGCCAACACGUCAAGACUUUGAGGACAGUUUGCCCUUGCUCUGGCCAAGGGAACUAGGCGGUCUCGCCUGGCCAGACAGUGAUGACGCGAGUGAUUCGGUUCCAAUCCCGAACGUGCUUCCCCCUUGUAUCGCUGGUCGGUGGAACUCCAUUCAGAAAGGACCUCGGACGAAGAAGUACGAAACAGAGCACCAGGAACUGGAGCCACAGCAGGAGAUACGGCUACGCAAGGCAUGGACGGAUGUCACUUCGGUUCUUCCGGAGACUGACUGGCGGAGUUUUUCUUACCACUGGCUCAUUCUCAAUACGAGAAGUUUCUAUUGGGUUGGACCUGAUCAAGAGCCACCGGAGAAUCGGAAUGAUGCAAUGGCUUUGCUGCCCUUUGCGGACUAUUUCAAUCAUUCGGAUGUUGAGUGUGAUGUGAAGUUUGAUGAGACCGAAUAUACCCUUCGAGCUACAGAGGAUUAUGAGAAGGGCGAUGAAGUCUAUAUGAGUUAUGGAAGUCAUCCCAAUGAUUUCCUCUUGGCCGAAUAUGGCUUCUUCCUCGAGAAGAACGAUUCAGAUUGCAUCUACCUUGACGACGUUGUCUUCCGUGACAUUGACAGCCCAGAAAAGCAGGAAGAGCUGUGGCUCAACCAAUAUUAUGGUGAAUAUCAAGUCACCCCCUACGGGGUUUGUUACCGCACCGAAGUUGCAGCGUGUUUAAUGUACAUGAAGGAGGAAGAUUGGAGGAACUUUGUUCUCGAGGGUUCGACUGAGAAUGUGGAUGCCCAGAAGUCGGAAACCAUUAUCAAGGGUUGGCUGCACACAUAUGCCUCGGAAGCCGAUGCAACAAUGGGCGCAAUAAGGGUAGCUCUUGAGUCUAACGAGGUAGUUCGAAAGCACCGUCAAAAGGCAGAGACCUUGCUACGUCGCUGGGGACAGAUCAAAGACAUCUGUGAGCGCGCUUCAGCGGUCGGACUAGAUGACUGA
This is a messenger RNA of Penicillium pulvis, 1287 nucleotides long. RefSeq lists its product as uncharacterized. NCBI's taxonomy places the organism in Eukaryota, Fungi, Ascomycota, Eurotiomycetes, Eurotiales, Aspergillaceae. The transcript is spliced from 5 exons. Gene Ontology annotation, molecular function: protein-lysine N-methyltransferase activity; protein binding. Bases 1 to 1287 code for a protein of 428 amino acids. The record is from RefSeq and is a predicted model, not a curated record. Gene Ontology annotation, biological process: peptidyl-lysine monomethylation.